Messenger RNA from Colletotrichum truncatum, 3093 nucleotides. RefSeq names its product F-box/WD repeat-containing protein 1A. Gene Ontology annotation, molecular function: protein binding. The record is from RefSeq and is a predicted model, not a curated record. NCBI's taxonomy places the organism in Eukaryota, Fungi, Ascomycota, Sordariomycetes, Glomerellales, Glomerellaceae.
AUGGCAACUUUCGCCUCCCAAGAGCCCGACGAGGGCUACUCCGAGGACCCCCUCAACCCCAGCUCGAGUGGCACCCACGAUAGCUUGACCUCGUCCAGCAGCAAUAACGCAAGGCCGCCCGCGCCUGGGGACAUGACCGCCUGGCUGGCGAGGCAUCUGCCCGGCCUUCCCGUGUCUGCAAAGACUGAACUUGCCAUGGCUCUCCUCGAUAACUUGCCCACCUCCGCCGUUGUUCAAAUCGUCAGGCGCCUUCACCCGCGACUCUACAUCGAUUUCAUCCAGUAUCUUCCCCCCGAGGUCUGUCUCAAGAUCCUGGGCUACCUCGAGCCCGUUUCCCUCAUCAACGUCGCAAAGUCCUGCCGUGCCUGGCACGACUUAGCCCUCGACAGGAAGCUGUGGGAGAAGUUGUACCACCUUGAGGGCUGGAAGGCCAUCUACCCCGAGAUUCAGUACUGGGAGGAAAAGGUCAACGAGCGCCUCAACACCUCCGCCAGCUCGCUACACAGAGUUCGAUCCUCCGAAGACGGCCACACGUACAAGAAGCGCGCGAUAUCCGAAGAUAACGACCUGGAGAUGACGGACGUCGACCGUUCCCUAAAGACGGAGGAUUCUAUGACUUCCGUUACUGGCAAUAGCAUUUUCGGCAGCCCCGCGUCGUCAUUCACCGGCUUCGGACGAAACUCGGCCACGCCGCAGCCUGGAGAUGUAGACAUGGACCGGUCUGCCCCAGGGUCUAAGAGUCGCAGCGGAGAUAGGAGCGCCGGUUACGAUGCCAAAGGCAAGGGCAAGGCCUCGCCGUUGCUCAGAGCUGCUCUCGUCAAGGAAGAAUCACUACCGCCCAUGGUUCCCGUCGAUGUUCCCGGAGGUAUCUCGCAGUCGACCCUCUGGUCUUGGGAUGCCCCUAGUUCAAGGUACAAGCUCAACUGGAAGUACCUCUACACGAUGCGCCGACGUCUUGAGAGGAACUGGGAGCUGGGCAGGUUCGCCAACUUCCAGCUGCCGCACCCCGACCACCCCGAGGAAGGCCACGGGGAGUGCAUUUACAGCUUACAGUAUGACUCAGACUACCUCGUCAGCGGAAGUCGAGACCGUACCAUCCGCAUUUGGAGCAUGCACAGUCGCCGUCUAAUGAGGAAGCCGCUCGAAGGACACUCUGGAUCCGUCCUGUGUUUACAGUUUGACGCAGACCCCGAGGAAGAUUUGAUCGUAUCCGGCAGCAGUGACUCGGACGUCAUUCUCUGGCGCUUCUCGACGGGACAAAUCAUUCAGCGGCUCUCAAACGCUCACACUGAAUCGGUGCUUAAUGUCAAGUUUGACAAGCGCAUCCUGGUGACUUGCUCAAAGGAUAAGUCUAUUAAGAUCUUCAAUCGUAGACCCCUCAAGUAUGGUGAUCCCGGUUACGGCGAUGCUGAGAUCAUCUACUCCGCCCCGACCCACCUUCGUGAUUAUGGCUACAUCAACCCGAUGGACGAGCUGCCGGUCAAGCCUCCUUACACCAUGAUUGGCGUGCUCGAUGGUCACGGUGCCGCCGUCAACGCCGUUCAGAUCUGCGGGGACGAGGUCGUCUCGGCCAGCGGCGACCGCAAUAUCAAGGUUUGGGACUGGGCCAAGCAGAUUUGCAUCCGAACAGUCGUUGGCCAUAGCAAGGGCAUCGCCUGCGUGCAGUACGAUGGCCGGAGGAUUGUUAGUGGCAGCAGCGACAACGAGGUCAAAGUGUUUGAUAGGUUCACUGGUCUUGAGGUGGCCAGCCUGCGGGCACACCAAAACCUUGUCAGGACCGUACAGGCUGGCUUUGGUGACCUUCCGUACAGUGCCGAGGAGGACAGGCUCGAAGCGAAGAGGAUCGACAACGAAUAUUUCAAGGCCAUCGAGAGCGGGCUCAUCAGCCCCUACAGCGAGCAGGGCUCUCGCCGUAGCCGCCCUAGGAACGCCGGCAGUCGCAGACCUGAGGACAUUACGGCAUACGGCGCCAACUUGCCCCCCGGCGGCGGCGGCGGCAAGUACGCCCGAAUCGUGUCGGGCUCGUACGAUCAGACCAUUAUCAUUUGGCGUCGCGAUAAGGAGGGUGUGUGGAAAGACGCUCAUCAUCUGCGGCAGGAAGAGGCGGCGGCUGCGGCACAGAACCAAGCCCAGGCCGCAGCCAGAGCGGCCUCGCAGGCUGCUGCGCAGGCCAUGUUAUCGACCAUGAUUCCGUUGUCGGGCUCAAACACUGCAUCGCCUAGAACAACGAUCGAGGCCCCCAUCAUCGCCACGAUUACUCCCGACUCUGCCAACGCCUUUAUGGCACUCAUCGACAUCAUCGUGCCCCAAGGCCCCACGCAGCUGAGGCAGGCCCUGGCAAGUUACCCAACUAUGCUGGCGUACAACGCACACAUCGUGGCUGCUAUCGCCAGAGAGUCGAACCCGCGGACGAGAAGUGAGCUACGUGCUGUGCUCAGCGCUGCUCUCGUAGAUACGCAAGCUACCCAGUCUCGCACUCGCCAUGCGGCUACUCGUGAGUCGGCAGAGGCGAUUGUCCCGCCCUCGUUGCCGUCCAUGUCUGCAUCUACCAGAAAUCCGGGCUCAUCAUCAUCACAAGACGCAGCCAUGCCGUCUACCCGUCACACUGACGAGCUCAACCACGGAAGAGCCAGACGACACCACAACCCGGUCACCACUCCCGCAAACCUCGAACAAAUGCGCACCCCUAUACCUCAGCGAGCAGCAACCGCCAGUCCUGCGGUACAGGCAGGCCCACCGGCCGGUGCAGUGCAAGGGCAUUUGCACAUUCAAGGCCAUCUCGAGGCUGACGAUGAAGCUCGUGCUCCAGGGGAGGUUCAACAGGCUCAGCCUCCUCGCACGCAACCCGGAGCGCCUGUGCAGACGCAGGCGACGCCGGUGCCGGUGCAAGGCGGCCAGCAUGCGGUGCCAGACGCGGCGCACCACCCGCACAUUGCCAACGCGGACAACGGGCCGGCGCGGGUGUUCAAGCUACAGUACGACGCCCGCAGGAUUAUUUGUUGUAGCCAGACGAGUGUCAUUGUCGGAUGGGACUUUUGCAACAACGACCCUGAGCUGGAAGAGGUCGCACGGUUUUUCGCGACGGUGGAGUAG